AUAGGUCUGUCGGUUUGUGGCGCCCGUCGACUGUCGCUGUCGCUGUCGCUGUCGUUUCGUGUGCGCGCGCGAGUAUCAACUAUCAACUUGUUCCUCCAAGUUCGGCCAAGUGCGUUGAGCGUUCUCACGCGCGCCUCCGUACAUCCUACUGUGGCUUCCGUGGUAUCGUGCGGAUCGUACCUCCCGCGAUCACGUUUGCCCGUUCAUCUCUCCGUCCGUCCGUCCAUUCGUUCAUACGUCGCGCAGAAUCGCGGUCACCGGGUCGAAUUUCGAGAAACGGGUCUCGUCGCAUACUCCACACGCAUGCACGCAUACGUACGUUGUUGUUUCCGUAAGCAUCGAGAUGCGUAGAAAGACGAUCGUAUCGAGAGCAACAGAAUAGUCGAUAGCGCCGUGCUUUUUCGUUUCGUGAGGUGGUAUUGGAGUCGGAAGCUGCCCUUGGACCCGGAACCGGCGGAAAAUGAGAUGUCCGGCAAAUAAGGGCAUGCAGUAAUGAGGAUGACAAGAAGUUGCUUGAAAACCGCAGAACGUAAUCCACCGUGCCGUGACUGAAAGUGAUUCCGUGAAGAGUAAACGACGACAAUUCAUCUAAUCGGCAAGCGUCGAUCAUCGGAAAAUUGAUCGAUUAUCGUGACGUAAAAGACUGAAGACCGCGCGCGAGAAAAGGAACUUUCAUUCGAUGGAGAUCAUGGUGUGACUCGUGUGCGGCCGAUAGAAGGAAUCCCUUGGGGAAGAUUGACGAGGUUGUCGGGUGGUUGUGUGAUUCCGGUGGUGGUCGGUUGUAGUGCUGGUAUAGUGGUGCUUGAUACGUAGCUACGAAUCAGAGGCCCGUUGGCGCUUAGGCGUCGUCUUCAUCGGUUUACUCAUGCUGGGAGUGCUGAAGCGGCGCUGGAAGCCAUCGAAAAGGGCUUCCAGCGGCCGCGGACCCGAUUCGCCCCUCAGCUCGGAUUUGGCGCUUGACAAGCCUCGCUCUAUACCAUCCCCCAGACAAAUCCAUCCGUUAUACGGAGAAAAAGCUGGCCUUUUGGGUUACUGCGACACCGUCGGUAACACGGAGAAUUACCCACCAGCCCCUAACAUCGUUGUCGAGGGUGGUAGAAUCGAAUUCGUGCGCCCUUCACAAGAUGGCACGACAACAACCCGAAGGAACACCAUGUCCAGAGCUUCACAGACCUUCAACGAACAUGAGGAGAAGUCCGAUCCUGCCAAGGAAAGUCUGGAGGAACGAGUGCAAGAGUUGGAGCAAGCGUUACUAGCGGAACGUAUCGCGGCUCAACGAGAUCGAGCAACAAUCACAAAAUUACAGCGGCAAAUCAACAAGAGGGAGGCCACGCAACGAGAUGUGGAACGAGAACGCCGGCAACGAAUGGAGGCCGAAGCUCGAGUGCGCGAGGCUACGGCUGAGGCUGAAAGAGCACGCUCGAGAAUCCAUCAUCUUCAAAGAGAACUGGCCAGAAUGGAGGAGUCGUCACGAAAUUUGUUGCAACAUAAGCACCGAGCCGAACAGCUGAAGCAGGAGAAAACGGCGCUUACACUGUCCUACGAAGCGCGCGUACAUCAAUAUCAGGCGCAGAUAUCAAAGCUGCAACUGGAGAAUGAGUCGAUGCGUGGUCAACUACGCGGCCUGGAGGCAGCAUGCGCCGGUGAAGUGCACGCCGCGCUGGUGGCACGUUUGGCAACCCUUGAAACGGAGCACGCAGCCUUAGCACGAGACGCUGACGCCCAACGUCGACAAUAUGAGCGGUGCCUGGACGACGUCGCCAACCAGGUGGUCCGCGCUCUCUUAUCGCAAAAGGGUCUUAGGGAGGAAAUAGGUGCAUUGCAAAGACGUAUACGAGAGCUUGAGGCUCAAAAUCGAGCAUUAUCAGGACUCUUGGCGCAGGCUGCCAGUCCUGAAAGCCCUACUGAACUUAUCCAAGGAAUUCUCGAGGCUGGUCCAACCGCCCUGGUCGCCGCUUUGGGUCUGGACCCUUCCUGGGUACCCCUCUCAAGACCGCGUUCCCUCAAUUUACAAAUACCUGUGAUGGCAACCACUAAGUGUCGACGUAGUAGACCUCUUGCGCAAAAACCGUCGGAGGAAGAAGGCAGCGAAAGCCCAGAAAGCGGUAAUCGCGACGAGGGCUACUCGACCAUGUCGAGUGAUGUUCAAGGUGAGGGUACGCGUCAGGAACCAUCUGUGCGCGGCCUUGAAGAUCUGAAGGAGGCCACCGACGAGACCGAAGCUGAUGUGUCGCCGGAUGCUCGUCUCGUCGCCCUCGACGCCAGCGAUCCGGACGUCCUCUUUCUACCUCUGAAUCUCACUGUGGGCAUCAAUCCGCGCCACAGCUAUCCGCCGACUAAAGAUCUGUUACCCUAUCAGCAUGUAAUGCGUAGCUUCUCCGACAGUCAUCUCUGUCUCAAGCUCACUACUACUGCCAAUUUUACACCGUAUAAACUGCCUAGCCCCCUAGGCUCAUCUUCUCUCUUGCUAGUGGAGGAGGAAGGUUGGGACACCGAAUAUGUACAACAAUGGCUUAGGCUCGAUGAUAGUAGAAGUACGCAACAACAUCGAGAUCUGCUCGAAUUGGAAUAUGACAGAGCGGAGUUGGAGGAUUGGAGUUUCUCCCUGUCCACAGAAGACCUCGUACAAAAUGAAUCCGCAAUAUGGAAGGAGCAACCAGCUACAAAUACACCUGCCCUGCCAGCAAUCAAGGAACAUAAUCUUCUGGAAUUGGAGGAGGACGCAAACGAAUGUCUGUGGAACGGUGCGAGCUAUCUUGCCGAUAGGACCGGAGGAGAGCUGGUUGCGCUUUUAAUGGACGCAAGGACAAACGGACCUUGGCCAUAUGCCUCAAGUCCCGGUGCGUCCUGGAGUAGUGAGGAAGGUGCCCUGGAGAACUCGAGUAAGCGUUCAUCGGCGGCACUCUCUGGCUGCAGCGACGAUCCUGACACUCCGUCAAUCGGCACGGACUUCACCAGGGACUUUUACCGGCUAGUAAAGUUCGAGAGCACCAAGAGCUUGGCGAGCACGUCCUCCAGAAGUGGUAGGCCACCACCGGAUAGAGAACAAGCGCUUCAGAGUGUCCUGUCUUUCAUCGCCGAACAACAGAUGUACCUCGCAGAGUUACCGAAUAAUCCUGUGGAAUCGCAGAACGUGUCUCACUCAACAGAAGAAUUGGUCCCUAAUAAAACUGAUUCUACGGGAGAGACAAAGAUAGCGAAGCUAGAAAGUUCGUCCGUUCAAGAGCAUAGUCGCAUCGGAAAUGCGAAUGAAAUGAGCAGCAACAAUGAGCUACUCGAUCAGAUACAGGUACCACCAUUGACACUCGAGGAGAGGAUUGUAAGCGCUGUGUCGUGUAAUGGCGGUAUCACAUAUACAACGGUAGCAUCGGAAUUAGGAGCUGUUCCCGAGGAGGACGAAGAGGCAACUUCCUCUACGCCUAGUACAGUUGUCAGCCCGGCACGAGCAACGCUUCUCGUGGAGGGCAGAGAUCGAACAUUGAGCUUCCAUGAACGUGCCACAUCCAAGGACGUUAUAGAUGAAUUGAAUCGCAUGAUUCGAAAGGGUGAAGAUACUACUGCUGUUAACAUCGUUAAUAACGAAUCGCAGGUACCGCUUGAGAAAUUGGAUCUUGCUUGCUGCUGUCCGACAGGAUGGGUUCACGUUGAACGUGAUAUUGACUUCACCGACCCCAAGGCCAGAGCAAAUCUCUUAGACGUGAUGUUAGCAAGCAGCGAAAGUUCUUCGGCGACAUCGAGUAGUGGUUCGGCAGGUAGCGACUCGGGAGAUGAACCACCUGAUUACCGUCACUUGCACAGAUUACACCGGUACCGACGGCAAAAAAAAGCGUCGGCGGCCCAGGCGCACCGCGUCCUCCGGCUGCCAUCCACCUGGGGCUCGUCCCGGCCGUCAAUCAUCGGCCGUGGCGAUGACUUCUUCGUACGCUACGGGGACAAGGAGCGCGAGGCGGUGGCCUCGUUCGAUUUCCUUGAUGAAUUCGUCGCGGCGGUGACAACGUCGUCAGCGAUAGGUCCCUCCUCAUUGCUCGGCUCGGACAGCAGUCCUCUCGACUUGGACAAUAAUGCACCAUCUGCUGAUCUCAACAGUGACAUCAUGAAGCUCUCGCCAUUCUAGGAUCAACAGCGACAGAUUGAUUUUAUAAAACGCGUAAAUUUUUUUGUCUGAAUACGAGUUCUUCUCAACUGAUGAAACACAGACUUCA
Molecule: messenger RNA, 4202 nt
Organism: Atta colombica
Lineage: Eukaryota; Metazoa; Arthropoda; Insecta; Hymenoptera; Formicidae
Exons: 16
Coding region: 866-4114 (1082 amino acids)
Source: RefSeq, a predicted model, not a curated record